ACCCAGCAUUCUGCAGCAUGCUUACUGUGUGAUGUGUAAGGCAUAGCAUUGUCUUGAUGGUGUUCCUAAAACGCACGAGACAUUGGAUCCAUGUUCUUGCCUCGGCCUAAGGCCUUUCUAGAGGGCACUGAACUAGGAUCGGGAGACUGCCAAAAGGACCGGGCCGUUGUCCUGUCUCACUCAUUUUCAGCUUAAUCCCUGCUACGAGACAAAAAGUAAACGGGACAAAUCGUUUGAAGUGAAGAAUAAACAUGUGUCGAGCGCAUGAAAAUCCACCACCAUGGCAUUAAAAGUCCAUGCAUACUCAGGCAUGUCCCAGGAGAAAGCGCCACGUGUCCGAUUCUUGCCAUCGUCCGCUCACUAGACCUUGCCACCUUUCACUCCCUGUGCUUCCUGCGGGCGGUGGCUACAGGCUGACGUUAUAUUUCCAGGACGUGGGGAGGAACAAGAUGGGGAAGGCAAAGGGAAAGCGGACAGACGAGCUGAAGAGAGAUGGCCAAUAUGUUCAGGGCAAAUAGAGCUCUCCUCAACAACAGCUUCAGGGCUUCGUCCAGAGACCCAUCUUUCUAUGUCCAACGCACUGUCCGGCCGUCUAGGGCUUGCUUUCUCUCCUCUGCUUUUGAACGUGCAGAAGGCAGCAAUGCUGUGGCCGAAACGAGCCCCGGAGAUCGUGGGACAGGGAUCCCGGAAACGGGGUCUGACCCGGUGAGGGACGGGAUGUACGAAGCCAAGCAAGAGGCCCUCGACCCCGAUGAGGGCCGGGCCAGUGCUGUGACAGGAUAUAUGGCCGACAGAGCGAGGGACGGGCCCGAGAAGGCGAAGGAGAUGUCCAACCGGGUGGGCGAGACGGCCAAGAAGACGAUGGACGGCGCCUGGAAGGCAGCCAGGGAGACCACCGAGGAGAUUAAGGAGGCGGUGGCGGCGGGCGGCCGCAGUCACAGCGAGGAGGAGAAGAGAGGGCCGAAUCAUGAGAACUCGGAGGGUGACGAGAACGUGGACGAUUUGAGGAGGCGUGCAGGAGGAUACGAUAAAGCGGAGUGA
This is a messenger RNA of Eucalyptus grandis, 1041 nucleotides long. RefSeq lists its product as uncharacterized. The transcript has 2 exons. Lineage: Eukaryota; Viridiplantae; Streptophyta; Magnoliopsida; Myrtales; Myrtaceae. The record is from RefSeq and is a predicted model, not a curated record. Bases 493 to 1041 code for a protein of 182 amino acids.